UCCUCUCUUUUACUCAGCGCGUCCGCCUGCCUCACAACCCGACACCGCUGCCGCUGCCUUUCAUUCCAUUCACCGUUCUUCCCGCUCUCACCCGCCGGUACUCGCAUUCAUCACCAAGCCUGGUUCUUGAUCCGCCAGUGGCUGGUAGCUGGUGCUCUGCCAAAAUACGAACGGACCCUAGGAAACUGGAACCCUCGACAAGUCCGAUAGCGAGCCAUUGACAAGCCGUUACCCUCCCCCCGGGACACAACCAUUCUUCCCUGUCACAACUGUUUUACAGUGCGGGGAGGAUUCCAGGGCUGUCGCUACACUCGGUCAUCUUACCCCACGAGUCCUGUUACACCCUGGACGCGAUGCUCAAGAAGAGGACUUUACAUCCUCCCAUUCUCUUCCGGCAUCACACUCCCACCACGACGCCUGAACUCUCGCCGACGACCUCUUCAUCGGAUAGCGAGUCGGACGAGGACAUGGACUCCCCCCGUCCGCGUCCGCUAAGUCUGACUGUACCCCCUGGCGCAUUUUGUCCCAUGCGUCCCUCUUUAGAUGAGGUGCUUGCGAACACUGCCCCUGCACCCUACACCCUCAGUGCCUUCAUGGCCUAUCUUUCCCAGAAUCAUUGCUUGGAGACUCUCGAAUUCACCCUGGAGGCGAAGCGGUACCGCGAAACCUACAACGCUCUUAGUCGCCAAUUGAAUCAAUCUCCCAUUGCCAGUGAAUGUCCCGAAAGCCAGCACCUGCGCAUGCUCUGGCAACGACUGUUGACAGCCUACAUCAUCCCUGGUUCUCCGCGUGAGAUCAACGUCUCCAGCGAAGUCCGGGAAGAUAUUCUUCGAUAUGCGAACCAAACUCCCCCGCCACCCCCCGAAAUCCUGGACCUUGCCGUGAAACUCGUUCAUGACCUGAUGGAAGAGUCGAUCUUCAUCCCAUUCCUGAACGCUCACGCCGCUGCUGCUCACGUCUUCCCCCUAUCCGAGCCACUCUUCCCGCACGAGGAUGUCACUGUCGUUUCCAAUGCAAGUCUCGACGAUCACACGGUUAAGCGGGUUCGUUCGAAGGGUCGCCGCUUAUCGCCCCGUUCCUCCAAGGAAUUAGGCUCCCCGGUCUCCGUCGGGUCCCCGAUUGGCCACCCCACCCGGUCGAACUUCUCGUUGAGUGCGAUGACUUCAUCCUUGAGCAAGGCGGGUCAUCGCACAUCAAGUCAUGUCACUAGUGCUAGCGGGGAGUCGGCAUCGGGCAGCGCUUUAACGGAUGAUUCAGGAAGCGUGCAGUCGAAUGUUAGUGCAGGUGAACCGAUGACACCACCGACGACUCCACCCUCGAGUGAACCCAAUAGUAUGCAACUCGGUCACAGCCCGAAGCGGUCCGACAACCCUUGGAAGAAGAUGGGAAUGAAGCUGGGUUUCAAGAAGCGCUCUGGGAACAGUGGUUCCGGCAGCCAUCACUUCAAACUAUCCGGCAUGGACGAAUGACUGGCCGUCCGAGCCCCGCAAACUAGGCCUGCCCUACACCGAAAGCCGGGAACUUUCUGGCAGACAGUGAAGCUUUGCUGCUGUCCCCUUUGCGGAUCACAGCCUUUACUCCACCCAUGAUUAACCACCCUGGAGGUGUACCACGAAACGGCUACCGUGUUUCCACGUCCUCUCCCUUCGGUAGACCUGACGCAUCCGAGCUCAUCCCUCACACGUUUACAUUGUGUCUACGACUGGUCUCUCGAUUCCUUCAGCGAGCAAUUUAAUUCAGAUAUGACCACGAGGGGAUGGCCAUG
Molecule: messenger RNA, 1765 nt
Organism: Aspergillus fijiensis CBS 313.89
Lineage: Eukaryota; Fungi; Ascomycota; Eurotiomycetes; Eurotiales; Aspergillaceae
Product: regulator of G-protein signaling domain-containing protein
Exons: 1
Coding region: 354-1469 (371 amino acids)
Source: RefSeq, a predicted model, not a curated record